CAUUCUCUUUUGGCUCCAGGGUUGUUCAGAGAAUGUUGACUUCUGUUGGUGCUCACAGUCUGGUCAGCAGUAUGUGGGGCUACGUGGACACCACAAUGAGGUGGUGCUGGCUUCCUGGCUGGCUGCCUUCAUGGUGUCCCACCUCUGAGAGCAAGCUGAAGACAGCAGAGGACAGGAUGCUGCAAUGUGUAAAUAGCACCUUUACCAAACAGUACAUCUCCAUCUCCGAAGACAACGUGCUGUGGACUCUGAGCUUUUGCAAUGACAGUGUGAAAGACAAAACCCCCAUAGUUCUCCUCCAUGGUUUCGGAAGUGGCGUGGGCCUCUGGGCUCAGAACCUGGACGCUCUGUCCCAGCGUCGGCCCGUCUUCGCUUUCGACCUGCUGGGCUUCGGCCAGAGCAGCCGGCCCGUGUUCUCCACAGACGCAGAGAAGGCCGAGGACCAGUUUAUGGAGUCCAUAGAGCAGUGGAGGGAUAAAAUGGGUCUGGAUUCUAUGAUACUGAUGGGACACAACCUGGGAGGAUACCUGGCUGUGUCGUACUCUAUUAAAUAUCCCAACAGAGUAAAUCACAUAUUCCUGGUGGAGCCCUGGGGUUUCCCCGAGCGUCCAGACACAGCAGAGACCGACCGUCCCAUCCCGGUGUGGAUCAAAGCUCUGGGGGCCAUGUUCAGUCCUUUUAACCCCCUGGCUGGCCUGAGAUUGGUCGGACCGCUGGGUCCCACUCUGGUCCAGACUCUGAGACCCGACUUCAAGAGGAAGUUCUCCUCCAUGUUCAGUGACAACACCGUCUCAGACUACAUCUACCACCUGAACGUGCAAACCCCGAGCGGGGAAACAGCUUUUAAGAACAUGACCAUUCCCUACGGCUGGGCCAAGAGACCCAUGCUGGAGAGGAUGGACCAGCUCCACCCAACAAUCCCCAUCACCAUCGUGUAUGGCUCACGCUCCAGCAUCGACAGCAACUCGGGCAGCAUCAUCAAAGAGAACAGGCCACACUCUCAUGUGGAGAUCAUCUCCAUCCGCGGAGCAGGACACUACGUGUAUGCUGACCAGCCGGAGGAAUUCAACCGCAGAGUUUUGCAAGCGUGUGAUAAAGUGGACUGAAGAAGAGAAGAUAAGCUUUCUGUACUCUGGAGAAAAAGGGGAGCGCUUAAUAACGACAUGCAUCACUGGAGCAAACGGUGCCACAAAGUCCCAAUCUCUCAAAGCAGGAAUAAAGACUGUUUAGAGUUUGACGCAUAUGUUACGUGAUAUUCUUAGAAACCUGGUGAAUACAGGCCCUGAGCUGACAUCACAGUUUAAGCCCCCAUUAAAAUGCUUUUUAGCAGCAUUCCCACACUAAUGAAAUGAUGCCCGUGGGCUUACAUCACAUGGUUUUUUCACAUUACAUUUUUUAGUACGUAUACUCACACACACACACACACACACACACACACACACACACACACACAUACACACAGAGACGGGUGGUGGUGCAGCUGCUUGGUUAAUUAAUCUAAACAUUAGUUAUACUGUAUUUGCUUCUCAAAUGCAGAGAAGAAAAAAGGAGGAUGGAGGUAUUUUUAAAAUUCAAAUAUUCUGCAUUUAAUGAAUGUACAUUAUUGUCUGGAUGUGGCCUUUAAUUGCUUCUGUAAUAGUUUGUUUGGGUGUCAAAUACGGAAAGUCAAACAGGAGCCAAAAAUGACUUUUAAAUGAGUAUAUUUUUUAUAAUAUAAAAAUCCUUGAAAGGUAAAUUGAUUGAUAAACUCAUAUUUUUUUUGCAUAUUUUUGAUAAAGAAAAAUACACUGACUGGAUAUUUUAGAAGAGUAAUUUAUAAGAUAUAGAGAUAUGAUAUUUAGUCAUGUUUUAAAUGAUAAACUAGAACAGAAACUGUAGUAGACACUGAGUUGCAGUGUCAUGUAUUUCCUGUGCAGUGCUCAAUCUGCCUUUCUGUUUUUUCUAUAUGAUUUCUAUACAGACAGGAAGCACCAGGAGCUAUAGAUUCAUCAGCUGCCAAUAAUAAUCUAUUGAAUGUGUGUCCUCUGGUGGAGAGCUGCUUGUUUUUUUUGUUGUUUUGCCUAAUCAUGUUCUUAUGUUUUAAGUUUCCAAUUCUUACUGUUAAAUGUGUGUUUUAUGUAAAGCACAUUGAGUUACCCCUGGGUAUGAAAUGUGCUAUAUAAAUAAAGCUGCCUUGCCUUGCCUAAUCUUUACAACUCUAAUGUUCAUUUCAGCUGCAUUUUGGUUGUUGAAGAGCAUGGGACCAUGUUGAGACUAAGAAGCAGAAGCACAAUUCCUACAAUGUUUUAAGGACAAUGCAUCAUUUCAUUCACCUGAGAAGCCUGUCAAUUACAAACUGCUGCUAUUUAAAUGUGCCGAACAAAUAAUAUAGAGUUUGCUCAUUUGAUCUCAUUUGAUAAUCUAUCAGCACUUAGAUAUUCUGCUGGGCAGUGAUGAU
Molecule: messenger RNA, 2437 nt
Organism: Scomber japonicus (chub mackerel)
Lineage: Eukaryota; Metazoa; Chordata; Actinopteri; Scombriformes; Scombridae
Gene: abhd5a
Product: abhydrolase domain containing 5a
Exons: 7
Coding region: 33-1106 (357 amino acids)
Biological process (GO): negative regulation of triglyceride storage; positive regulation of triglyceride catabolic process
Cellular component (GO): lipid droplet
Source: RefSeq, a predicted model, not a curated record